GGAUUGUUUUGUUCAGGACGGGACAGACAUUUGUUCAGAAUUAGGCAGAGAGAGAGUAGACCUGAUGUGCGCUCAGUUCGCUGAACGUUUGCUACGUUGCGGAACGGUUUGAACUGAACGAGACGUUCCACAAAAUGUUAUUGUACGUUCUUGAACAAACUGAGGUACGUUUGCUCUCGUUCUGUGGGUGUGGCUUGAACAAAUGAGUGACGUAUUUGAAGGGCAGUGGACAAGCUGACAGCGCCCCCCUUCCCGUUUCAACUGGUCGUUCAGUACAGUACUGUUUCCGUUCAAUUGAACGUUCCAGAACGUAAAAGCGUAGUUACUGAACGCAGCCCUUCAGACAUUUGCUAGUGUUGUUGAGAGAAAGCGAGGAAUGUUGAAAUAUUUCGUUCGAUGGACAAACUGAAAAGGCAGAACAUAUAGUUCGAAUAGCUUGCCUCAUCGAAGUAAAGUAUCGAGCUAGCCAAGGAAUAACGUUACAAAAAUGUCUUCGCCAAGUCCAGGCAAGAGGCGAAUGGAUACCGACGUGGUGAAACUCAUCGAGAGCAAGCAUGAGGUAACCAUCCUCAGCGGACUCAAUGAGUUUGUGGUCAAGUUCUACGGCCCACAAGGAACACCUUAUGAAGGAGGUGUAUGGAAGGUGCGAGUAGACUUACCAGACAAAUACCCCUUCAAGUCUCCAUCUAUAGGAUUCAUUAAUAAAAUCUUUCAUCCCAACAUUGAUGAAGCCUCAGGGACGGUGUGUCUAGAUGUCAUCAACCAGACGUGGACAGCCCUGUAUGACCUGACCAACAUCUUUGAGUCAUUCCUGCCCCAGCUGUUGGCCUACCCCAACCCUAUCGACCCUCUGAACGGAGACGCUGCCGCCAUGUACCUGCAUCGGCCAGAGGACUACAAACACAAGAUCAAAGAGUAUCUUCAAAAGUAUGCGACAGAGGAGGCUCUAAAGGAGCAGGAGGAGGGAGGUGACUCCUCGUCUGAGAGUUCCAUGUCUGACUUCUCUGAGGAUGAGGCUCAGGACAUGGAGUUGUAGUGAAGGGCUGGCAACCGCCCUCCCCUCACCCACACGGACUAUCAUUUCCUAAAGAGCAGAAGCAAACUAUUAUAUUCAUAUUUAAACAAGGCAAUUGUUUUAUUACUAAACAAACAAGGAUUUUUAUGGAUUAUAUGUAUGAGAAGUGGCGGUGUGAAAUGUCAGUCUCCCCCUCGUCUAGGUAUUCUUUAUUACUUACCCAUAGCCCUCUACCAACACCACCCCACCCACAUUAUUACCCCCUCCUACCCAGAAAGGAGUGCAGCAUUCCCAUGAUCCUAGAUGCCCCCCUUCGGUCUGGAUGAUAUUCUGAUUAACCCAACCAUGAUGGAACCGACGAUAGGGUGAGAGCAGAGCAUCAUGGGAAGACAAGACUGUCAGACUGUCAUUGUCAUGACAGAGACAGGGAUGGAAUGUUUACUCAGUACCGCCUCCCCACCACAGUUUAGAUUUUUAAUUCUCAGAAUGGUUCUGUAUUUGGUGAGUGAAACACUGUUUCAACAGUUACAGCUUUUUUCUUCCUCCCCAUGCUCUACCAGAAGCUCUCUGUCUCUAGUGCAUGGCCCCCUCUCUCUGGAGUUAUUACCACAAUGAGGAAUUACACCAUUUCGAAAGUCAUUUUCUGCCUUCCUUUGGAUGGGGUUGGAAGCUACCAUCAGGAACAGGAUCAUUCCUUCCUGAGGAUCAGUUGGUGGGUUUCAUCCAGAUCCACCUAUCCAAUAUGGCUGUUUUUGACCCAUCUUUCAGGCCUUGCCCCAGAGGCCAGUAUGCAAGCCUAUCAACCCACCACACCCUGGUUGUCAUAGAAACUGUUCUGUAAACACGCCUUUCACCCCGUAGACAGGAGCACCAGCUCACCAACCAAAGACAACCUACCACACCACUUAACACCUGAGAGAGAUAGUGAGUGUGUGUGUGAGAGAGAGAGAGAGAGAGAGAGAGAGAGAGAGAGAGAGAGAGAGAGAGAGAGAGAGAGAGAGAGAGAGAGAGAACCUCAUAUUGUUAGACCCAACUGACCCAGGUGGAAAUGAAACAGACUUCUAGAGCCAUAGUAGUUUCUCAUCUCCGUGACAACCCUAACACACAGCAUUACACAUUGUUGUUGCUCUGGAUGAGAGAACCACAGAGAUGAACUACUAUCAACCCAGGAGCUGUCUGUCACUAAACAAACUCCCACUGUUGUCCACCAGCCACUCCUUUAGCCCUCCUCCUCUCCGUUUUAGGAAAGUGUUUCAUUCUCUAAGCAUCCUUUUGUACCUUGUGGCAUGAUCCAGAAGUUAAGUUGUGUAGUGCUUUGUUGAGCUUAUUUGCUGUAGAAAUAUAGAAAAGACACCUCAUGUGUGAUGGAUGGGUCUAGAUGUCAGCAGUGUCCAGUCGUAUCCACACUGAGGUCCAGUGCAUGACCAGGCUUCAUUCCAUCCAAGCACUAACACACCUGUUUGGACUUCUCUCAGUCUUUAUGGAAGACUAUGAUUAGUUGAAUCAGGUGUGUUGGUUGGUACAGGAGCCACAUCACUGGCCCUCUGUAGAUAAAACUGGACUGCCCUGAUCUAGGGGUUGGAUUGGGUUGUUGUGUGGGACUGGGCUGGGAGGUGUUGAGGGGUACCUGGGGACUUGUGGGGUGUACGGGAAUUUUGCCUAUUGCUUGUGUUCAACUAUAAUAGGUAUUUGACUUGCGUAGUGCUAGUUAAUGUGCCAGAUGGUGAAUCCUAUUAUAAUCUAUGGUUUUAUUCCUUCUAUAGCAAGCUAGUUUCAAAGCGAAUUGUCCUGUAAAGGUGAAGCAUUUAGUUUGAAUUAGAUUUGUUUUUUUCUUCUCCUGAUUUGAAUCUGAUCCUCCAAAGGCAUGUUGCAUCUCUGUAUCCUUUCUCUUAUGCAAAUGGUCUCUUCUGUCAGUGUGCAAGUGAACUUAUCUAGCCUGGGUGUCUGGCUGUUUCUGCUGUGGCCAACUCCUUUGUUCACUGUUGUGACGUCAUGUUGGGCUUAAGCAGAAACACACUGUCUGGCACCCAGGCUAGAUGAGUACAGCUACAUACCCAGACUGGCAAGCAGUGUUUUGGGUUUUUCAAACUUUGAUCUCUAACUCGGCAGCACCACAUUGGGAGUGCUCCAGGAUUCUACUCUCCUACUAUUGUGUUCAUGGAGAGGUUGGUCAAGGCUCAUCAACCUACACAGGGUGUCCCAUUCAUGCCACAGUACAGUACAUGGGCCCAAUCAUAUCCCCAGAUUGGUGUGCUUAAUCCUAUGAUAUUCUAUAGGGCACAUUCUAUAUGAGACUUUCAUAUAGAAAUGCAAUGUGAAUGGGUGUCUGUUCCACACAAUAGAGGAUAUUGUCCAUUCUGUACAUGACAGAUCUACCUAUGAUUUUCUAAACAUUGUGCAUCAAUUCAAUAUGCUACUAGUGACAUGUACAGUAACUGAAAAGGGUUGGGGUCCUAAACUUUAGGAGCCGGGUGUAUAUUACUGCCAUAAUAAUGUGGACCCUUUGCUCAAAGCAGAUGUCAUAAUGGUUCAAAACACUGCCGUAAAGCCUGUUACAGGGGGGUGUACGGGCCUCUUGUCCCAGGUCACAUAAGACGAGAUGUCAUCUGUAUUUCUUUAAGAAAACUCAUCAUAGCUUUCAUUGGGGACAUCCUAGUCGUACACAAGAAUUGAAUCACAAUUGAUUUAAUCCCUUUGUUUUCAUUUUCACAAAAUGCAACAACUGUCAAAUGUAUAAUAAUAUAGUUAACAUAAUUUGAAGUAUUAGGGUGCAGGGUGACGUUACAGAUGACAGAACAGGCCCCACACCGCAGUCCCACAUGAUGGUGAAGCUAUUGUUGAUAUUUGUCUGUAAUUUGUUUUUUGCCUCCAUUAAACUAAGAACAGGAGAGUUGAUGAGACAGGAAAAUUGCAUUUCUUUGAGAAAUUAUUGCAUUGAAAAACAUGCACUGUCUUUACUGACAUGGGAAAGCCUCAGCAUUGAGAUGGUUCGAGUUAGCAUUAGCAUCCUAAUACAUUAUGAGUGUAGUUUUAGCAUUAUGCCAACUGUGUCUCAAUAACAUGGGCACCAGACACUGUGGUGUAUUGUAAUGGUUACCACAAGAGAACAGCCAUAGUGUGUAACUAUGUUGGCUAUUAGCAAAUUGAGCAUAAUUUGAGGAGAAACAUGUAUUCUACACAUUCAACUUGGCACAAAAGCAGAACAACGAACAUCUGAAGAAAAUACAUAAUGUCUGCUCUCACUGUUUGAGUUGCAAACUUGUUCGAAGCAACAAUCAGUGAUUGGACAGGACCCUUUUCCUUUAGCUGUUUAGCGUCAGGACACAUUAGUCAUUACAGUAUGUGUAUUCACUCCCUUUCAAUAAUGAGAUAUAUACUGUAUUUGAAGCGUUAUUUGUUUUAAUCCUUUAAGGAUGUAGAAGACCAGGAAUUACCACAUUUUUAAAGGCAAAUAAGUUAAUGAAUAAAUGUGCUUCCCUUGUAACUUUAUAAAUAAAUAAACAAAAAUAUGAAAAACUC
Oncorhynchus nerka (sockeye salmon) is the source of this 4534-nucleotide messenger RNA. RefSeq names its product ubiquitin-conjugating enzyme E2 H-like. The record is from RefSeq and is a predicted model, not a curated record. The transcript has 7 exons. Gene Ontology annotation, biological process: protein polyubiquitination; ubiquitin-dependent protein catabolic process. The coding region runs from base 488 to 1036 and encodes 182 amino acids. Gene Ontology annotation, cellular component: nucleus. NCBI's taxonomy places the organism in Eukaryota, Metazoa, Chordata, Actinopteri, Salmoniformes, Salmonidae. Gene Ontology annotation, molecular function: ubiquitin conjugating enzyme activity.